AUGACCUCCCUCUUGGCCCUGCUCUGUCUGGGGUUGGGCUUGAGCACCAGGACACCAGUGAAGGCAGGGACCGUCCCCAGACCCAUCCUCUGGGCUGAGCCAGGCUCUGUGGUUCUCCGGAAUACUCCCGUGACCCUCUGGUGUCAAGGGGACUCAGGGGCUCAGGAGUUUCAUCUGGUUAAAACAGGAAUCUCACCAUCCUGGGGUACUCAGUUACCACUGGAGCUGGGGGACAAGGCCAAGUUCUUCAUCCCCUACAUAACUGAAGCACAUGCAGGGACUUACAAAUGUUCCUAUCUCAGCCCCACUGGCUGGUCAAAGCACAGUGACCCCCUGGAGCUGGUGGUGGUCACAGGAGUCAACAGCAAACUGUCCCUCUCAGCCUUUCCGAGCCCUGUUGUAGCAUCAGGGGAGACCGUGACCCUCCAGUGUAAUUCAUGGCUGGAAUUUGACACAUUCGUCCUGACUCAGGAGGGAAACCCUGAGAGCCACUGGAAACGUGGCUCACGACUCCCCAGUGGGCAGCAUCAGGCUCUGUUUCAUAUUGGCGUCGGAUCCUUCCGCCACAGUUUGUCCUUCCAAUGUUAUGGCCUUUUCUCACAAGAACCCCAGAGGUGGUCUCACCCCAGCGACCUGCUGCAGAUCCUGGUCUCAGGUAAGGCUCAUCCUGGUGCAUCUAUAAGACCCUCCCUGCUGAGCCCACAGGGCGAAAUUGUGGCCCUACGACAGACCCCAACCCUGCAGUGUCAUUCUAAGGACGCCUAUGACAUCUUUGUUCUGUACAAAGAGGACAGCCAGGACAUUCGCCAGCACCCUGGCCACCAUCCCCAGGCUGGGAUCUCUCAGGCCAACUUCACCCUCGGUCCUGUGAGUGCCUCCCAUGGGGGUCGAUACCGCUGCAUUGGGAGAAACGGUUUCACCUCACUAUGGUCGGAACCCAGUGAUCCCAUGGACAUCCAAGUGGAAGGACAGCUCCCCUACAUUCCAACCCUCUCAGUGGAGCCAGGCCCCUCAGUGUCCCCAGGGGACAAGGUGACCCUGCUGUGUCAGUCCAGAGGUUCGACGGACACUUUUCUGAUGGCCAAGGAAGGGUCAGCCGACCCCCCGCUGCGCGUCAAAGUGGUUAAGACAGAGGAGAUAACACAGGUCCAGUUCUCCUUCCACCCUGUGACCUCAGCACACAAUGGCACCUACAAGUGCUACAGCUCCAAUAGCAUCACUCCCUACUGGCUAUCAAAACCCAGUGCUCCCCUGAAGCUCCAGGUUUCAGGACUCUCUGGAGAUAGCAAGACAAUGUCCAUGGCUGAUGUGGGGACCCAAGGGGUGCAGCUGGCCCUGGUCCUCAAGCCAGGGCCCAGUGACACCUCUGCAUGUGUCCUACACUCAUGCUGUCGCCCCAGUGCUCACAUCCAGAAAGACAGCCCAGGUGACAACUACAGGGAAGAUGGCUGGCUAAGGGUCUGGGAUCUGGGGCAAGAGGUCACCAUCACACACAAAAAGUCUGAGGAAGGGGUGCAGCUGAACCCCAAGGCAGAAGCACCUGAGGCCCCCCUGGAAGUGACCUACGCACAGCUGAAAUACCUGGAUACUGCACAGGAGACCACAGCGCCCCCUCCCUCCCUGUCAGGGGAGCCCCCAGAGGAGCCCAGCGUGUAUGCUGCUCUGGCUUUUCACUAG
Molecule: messenger RNA, 1677 nt
Organism: Suncus etruscus (white-toothed pygmy shrew)
Lineage: Eukaryota; Metazoa; Chordata; Mammalia; Eulipotyphla; Soricidae
Product: leukocyte immunoglobulin-like receptor subfamily A member 3
Exons: 11
Coding region: 1-1677 (558 amino acids)
Biological process (GO): cytokine-mediated signaling pathway
Molecular function (GO): inhibitory MHC class I receptor activity
Source: RefSeq, a predicted model, not a curated record